AUGCUUGGUAAAAAAUUAUUCAUUGCAAGUGCAAAAAUGCAUACUAUGCUUAAGCAUACAGGACGUUCUAUUAAUAGUCCAAGUAUCAAAAGUUUAAUUCAGGGAUUUAAUCCUAAUAUAAAUACUGCAAGAUUUUUAUCAUCAGCUAAUAAUGAAUCUUUCCUUUCUGGUUCAUCAGCCAAUUAUGUUGAGUCAAUGUACUAUGCUUGGAAAGAAAAUCCUUUAUCUGUUCAUAAAAGUUGGGAUAUUUAUUUUAGAAAUGUAGAAGGUGGUGUUACACCUGGACAAGCAUACUCUGCACCACCAACUUUGUCACCAGGAUCUACUGCCGUUUUUUCUCCAUCUGUUUCUUCAGCUGGUGGUCGUUUAGAUAUGAAAGGUGUUCAAGAUCACCUUAACAUUCAAUUAUUAAUUAGAAGUUAUCAGACUCGUGGACAUAAUAUUGCUGACCUCGAUCCUCUUGGUAUUAAUAGUGCUGAUUUAGAUGAUACAAUUCCCCCUGAAUUAGAAUUAUCUUUUUAUGGUUUUACUGAAGCUGAUUUGGAACGUGAAUUUAUUCUUCCACCAUCAACUUAUAUUGGUGGUGAACAAAAAGCAUUAACUCUUCGAGAAAUUAUUAAACGUCUUAAAAAUAUUUACUGUAAAUCAACUGGUGUUGAAUAUAUGCAUCUUAAUAGUUAUGAACAACAAGAAUGGAUUAGAAAACAAUUUGAAACACCAGCUGUUUCACAACUUGACCAACAUGCUAAAAGAACAUUGUUUAAACGUCUUAUAAGAUCAACUAAAUUUGAAGAAUUUUUAGCUAAAAAAUGGCCAAGUGAAAAAAGAUUUGGUUUAGAAGGUUGUGAAGUUCUUAUUCCAGCAAUUAAACAAGUUAUUGAUACAUCAUCUGCUGGUGGUGUUCAAUCAGUUGUUAUUGGAAUGCCUCAUCGUGGUAGAUUAAAUGUUCUUGCUAAUGUAUGUCGUCAACCAUUAGCUAGUAUUUUAUCACAAUUUUCAACAUUAGAACCAUCUGAUGAAGGAUCAGGUGAUGUUAAAUAUCAUUUAGGUGUUUGUAUUACAAGAACUAAUCGUCAAACUGACAAAAAAAUAAAAAUAUCUGUUGUUGCUAAUCCAUCUCAUUUGGAAGCUGUUGAUCCUGUAGUACAAGGAAAGGUACGUGCAGAGGCAUUUUAUUCUGGUGAUGAGAAAUGUGAACAUAAUCUUGCUAUUAUGCUUCAUGGUGAUGCAGCAUUUUCAGGACAAGGUGUUGUUAUGGAAACAUUUAAUUUAGAUGAUCUUCCAUCAUAUACUAUUCAUGGAGCAAUUCAUGUUGUUUGUAAUAAUCAAAUUGGUUUUACAACUGAUCCAAGAUCAUCACGUUCUUCACCAUAUUGUACAGAUGUUGGUAGAAUUGUUAACUGCCCAAUUUUCCAUGUUAAUGCUGAUGAUCCAGAAGCUGUUAUGCAUGUUUGCAAAGUAGCAGCUGAAUGGAGAAGAAUUUUCAAGAAAGAUGUAAUUAUUGAUCUUGUAUCGUAUCGUCGUCAUGGACACAACGAAUUAGAUGAACCAAUGUUUACACAACCUCUUAUGUAUCAAAGAAUUAAAAAAACUAAAACUGUUCUUGAUAAAUAUCAUAGUCAAAUAGUUGCAGAUGGAGCUGCAGAUGAUAAUUUUGUUAAAGAAGAAUUAACAAAAUACGGAAAUAUCUUGGAGACAGCAUAUGAAGAAGCACAGAAAAUUACUCAUGUAAGACACCGUGAUUGGCUUGACUCUCCAUGGGAUGAUUUCUUUAAAGGAAAGAAUGCUAAUAUGAUUCCAUCUACUGGAGUUGAUAAAAGUAGUGUAGAUAAAGUUAUGGCUAAAUUUUGUUCUGUUCCUGAAGGAUUUAAUCUUCAUAAGGGUUUAGAAAGAACACUUAAAGGAAGACUUCAAAUGUUACAGGAAAAUAAAGUUGAUUGGUCUAUUGGAGAGGCUCUUGCUUUUGGAACACUUUUAAUGGAAGGAACACAUGUUCGUUUAUCUGGGCAAGAUGUUGAACGUGGAACAUUUUCUCAUAGACAUCAUGUUCUUCAUGAUCAAAAAAUUGAUCAAAAAGUUUAUAAUCCAUUAAAUAAUAUUUCAUCUGAUCAAGCCAUUUACACAGUAUGUAAUUCAUCAUUAUCUGAAUAUGCUGUUCUUGGUUUUGAACAUGGAUAUUCAAUGGUUAAUCCAAAUUCCCUUGUUAUUUGGGAAGCUCAAUUUGGAGAUUUUUCAAAUACUGCUCAAUGUAUAAUAGAUCAAUUUAUUUCAUCUGGUCAAUCUAAAUGGAUUCGUCAAUCUGGACUUGUAAUGCUUCUUCCACAUGGUUAUGAAGGUAUGGGACCAGAACAUAGUUCUGCAAGACCUGAACGUUAUCUUCAAAUGUGUAGUGAAGAUGAUCAACUUGAUCGUGUAAAAUUCCCAUUUGGUGAGGAGUUUGAGGGAAAACAACUUAAUGCAACCAAUUGGAUUGUAGCUAAUUGUACUACUCCAGCAAACUUUUACCAUCUUUUAAGACGUCAAGUUUAUAUGCCAUUUAGAAAACCAUUAGUUGUUAUGACACCAAAAUCUUUACUUCGUCAUCCUUUAGCUAGAUCACCAGUUGAAGAUUUCUUAACUGGAUCAACAUUUAAACGUGUUAUUGGAGAAGAUGGUCCACCAUCUCAAAAUCCAUCUUCUGUUAAAAGAUUAGUUUUUUGUACAGGAAAAGUAUAUUAUGAUAUUAUUGCUGCUCGUAAAUAUCUUGGACUUGAAGAUAAAAUUGCUGUAACACGUGUUGAACAAAUGGCUCCAUAUCCAUAUGAUUUGAUUUCAGCUGAGACAGAAAAAUAUCCUAAUGCAGAAUAUGUAUGGGCACAAGAAGAGCAUAAAAAUAUGGGAGCAUGGGGAUUCUUCCAACCAAGAUUCCUUUCAUUAGACAAAAAAUUGGUAUAUGCUGGUAGAAAACCAAGUUCAUCUCCAGCUACAGGAAACAAAUACACACAUUUACAAGAACAGAAACACCUUCUUGCUGCUGUUUUCAACGUUGAUGACAAAGAUCUCAAUGGUUUUAAAGCCUAA
Molecule: messenger RNA, 3060 nt
Organism: Strongyloides ratti
Lineage: Eukaryota; Metazoa; Nematoda; Chromadorea; Rhabditida; Strongyloididae
Product: Dehydrogenase, E1 component domain and Transketolase-like, pyrimidine-binding domain and 2-oxoglutarate dehydrogenase, E1 component family-containing protein
Exons: 2
Coding region: 1-3060 (1019 amino acids)
Biological process (GO): tricarboxylic acid cycle
Cellular component (GO): oxoglutarate dehydrogenase complex; mitochondrion
Molecular function (GO): oxoglutarate dehydrogenase (succinyl-transferring) activity; thiamine pyrophosphate binding
Source: RefSeq, a predicted model, not a curated record